AUGAGUGAACCGAAUCUUGAUUCUAAUGACAUUGUACAAGAGAUUCCUAUUUUUUUAUCGCAACAACUUAGUAAUAAUUUAUACAUAGUCCAGCAUCCUGUGAGACCACAUAAUAAUCCUUACACUGGAAUCAAUGCUCCUUGUGAAGCACGGUUUAAACAGGAUUCUGUAAAAUUAGAAUUGGACAUUCCACUUCAAACAAAUUCAAAAUGGUAUGAUCAUGAAAGAGGAAAGGAUUUAGCAUUAGGGCUUAAUGAUAAAGAAGCAAAAACAAUAUAUGAUAGAACAUGGCGCCGAGAUCAAAGUGAAGGAUUAUUAGAUCGACAAACUUUACAAUCUACAAUUGUUCCUCAACAAGCCAAUUACUGGAUGGGGGUAGUUAAAGAUGGCAAUCUUCAUUUGACGCCUAUUCGUUCAACUUUUCAAUUACGUCCAGGAUUAAAAUAUUUAGAUAAAAUAGACGAGAAACAAAAAAAUGCUAAUAAAAAAGCUCAAGCUAUGGAGGAAGAAGAUACCAAUAAUGAAUUUGGAAGCAUUAACGGAGGAAACAAACAAUCAACUGAUGAAUUUAUUAUCGGAUCAAGCAAAACAAAAAUUACAGGAAAAGUUAAGGGGAAAAACACAGAAACAAAUACAGAAAAAUCAUCAAUAAAGAAAAAUGUUCGUACAAAUGCACAACGAUUUAACGAUGAAGAAAAAUGGAAAAAAAUGAAAUAUUAUGAUUAUGAUUCAUCUGAAACAUUAGAAGCAGUGUUUGUGUACAUUAGUACCAUAUGA
Molecule: messenger RNA, 777 nt
Organism: Entrophospora sp. SA101
Lineage: Eukaryota; Fungi; Glomeromycota; Glomeromycetes; Entrophosporales; Entrophosporaceae
Source: the annotation of a GenBank genome assembly